Apis cerana (Asiatic honeybee) is the source of this 3864-nucleotide messenger RNA. Its product is annotated as integrin alpha-4. Gene Ontology annotation, cellular component: external side of plasma membrane; integrin complex. Gene Ontology annotation, biological process: cell-matrix adhesion; integrin-mediated signaling pathway; cell-cell adhesion. The record is from RefSeq and is a predicted model, not a curated record. Lineage: Eukaryota; Metazoa; Arthropoda; Insecta; Hymenoptera; Apidae. Gene Ontology annotation, molecular function: integrin binding.
AUGAUAUAUUUAUUAAAAACUAAAAUUAAUAUAUGGUUUGCUAUUUUUGUAUUUGUAAUUUUAAAAUAUAAUACAUUAGCAUAUAAUUUAGAUGUUAAUAAUGUUAAAAUAUUUAAUAUUCCUAAAACUUUUAAUAAUCAACGAGGAAGUUAUUUUGGAUUUUCUGUUGCACUUUAUACAGAAGGACUAGAUUCCAUACUUCUUGUAGGUGCUCCCAGAGCAAAUUCAAGCACAAUAAAAAAUGUAAUUGAACCAGGUACUGUAUAUCAAUGUUCAAUUAAUAAGACCUGUAAGGAGUGGAUUAUUGAUAAAAGUGGAAAUAGUGAAUAUAGUGAAUGGAAUCAAAUUAAAGAUAAUGCCUGGAUUGGUGCAACAAUUGCUGUAGAAAAUAAAACCAAUCCUAGAAUUGUGGUUUGUGGUCCACGAUGGAAAAAAAAAGAUAAAUAUAAUUGGUACAUGAAUGGUAUUUGUUAUUUAUUAUUAGUUAACAAUAUUAAAUUUUUUGAAAAUGAAGUUGAAAACAAAAUUUUAUCACUUUCAAAUUAUUCGAAUUUUACAUAUCCAAAUAAUAGAAAAGUUUAUAAUUUUGAAAUGAGUCAAAUUGGUUUUUCAAUAAAUAUGGUAUCUAUUGGAUUAAAAUGGUAUUUAAUAUUAGGUAGUCCUGGUAUAUUUAAUUGGAAAGGCUUACCUUUAUUAGUUAAAAAACCAAUUUAUGGGAAAAUACAAUUUAUAAUUCCGUCAACUAAAAAUGAAAAAAGAAUUCGUGAAAAUAGUUAUUUCGGAUACGCAGUAACAUCUGGUUAUUUUAUAAAAGGAGAAUUAUGGUUUGUUUCUGGUGCUCCAAAAGAUUCAAAUAUGAAUGGAAGUGUUAUUAUAUUUACUUUUCCUGAAACUAAUAAUGCAAUAAUAAAUAUAAAGAAAUUUUUAAGAGGUGAACAAUAUGGAGAAUAUUUUGGUGCUGCUUUAACAUCAUGUAAUCUCAAUGGUGAUGCUGAAGAUGAAUUAAUUGUUGGAGCACCAUUAUGGUCAAAAAAUAUAGAUGAAGGUCGCAUAUAUGUAUAUACUGCUUUAUCUAAUGAAAAUUUUAAAAAACAAUCAUUUGAUGGAAAAAUAUCUGAAAGUAGAUUUGGUUCUACUAUAUCUUGUCUUGGUGAUAUUGAUUAUGAUGGUUAUAAUGAUAUUGCUGUUGGUGCACCAUAUGAAGAAGGAACUGGUGCAAUAUAUAUAUUUAAUGGCAAUAGUAACGGAUUACUUAGACAUUAUAGUCAAAAAAUAAUUGGAAAACAAUUUGGAAAAAAUAUCCGUGGAUUUGGGAUUUCAAUUUCAGAACCUCGUGACAUAAAUGGUGAUAAAUAUCCUGAUAUUGCAGUUGGAGCUUAUUUAUCAGAACAAGUUGUUUUAAUAAAAUCAAAACCUAUUGUAACAGUAAUUACACAAUUGAUUUAUGAAGAUAAAAAAUUAUUAAUAAAUUCUUCUUCUUUUUUAAUUAAUAUAUGUACAUAUUAUGAUGGAAUAAAUGCUCCUAAAUUCCUUCGAGUUGUUAAAUUUUUGAAAAUCGAUGAAAUAUAUGGAAGGGCUUAUUAUAAUACAGAAAAAAAUAAUAUUAAUAUUUAUAAAUUUUCCGAAACUUUAUAUAAAUCUAAAAAUUUAUGCAAGAAAAUUGAAAUACAUUUAAAGGAAAAUAUUCAAAAUAUAAUAAAUCCAAUUGAAAUAUCUGUAAAAAUUAAUUUAGAAAAGAAUUUAAGUAACAAUGAGAGAAAUUUGAAUUUUUUUUGUACAUCUUGUGCAAUCAUAAAUAAAUUACUUUCUAAAACUGAAGAUCUAAUAAAAUUACCAUUUGCUGUAGACUGUGGUGAAGAUAAUAUUUGUACUUCAGAUGUGAAAAUAUUACUUUCAACAGAUUUAAAGUCUGGUAAUAGAUAUAUCAUAGGAUCUGUAUUUACUACUAAAUUUAAAUUAGAUGUGUUUAAUAAUGGUGAACCUGCAUAUCAAGCUAAAAUAUACAUAUAUAUACCAAAAAUAUUAUCAUUAGCAAGUAUACCAUCUUUAUGUAUAGAAAAUUUUUAUAAAAAUAAUACUUUAGAAGUAAUAUGUGAUCUUGGAAAUCCACUUAAAAAAAACAAAAAAUUAAUAUUAAAUUUGGAUAUGAGUAAAGUUCAAUUUGAUAUUGACCAUGUACAACUAUGGACCAAUUUUAGUACACAAAGUGAACAAAAAAAUUCAUUAAAUAAUAUAAAUAUUUUCACUAUAUAUUUUGAUACUGAUAUUGAUAUAGCAAUAACAGGGAAAGCCCAACAUGAUUUAUAUUCAUAUUUUUUUGAAAAUGAAGAUAAAAAAUUAAACAGCAUUCAGUUUCAACAUAUUUAUGAAAUUCAGAAAUUUGGUGCUAGUCCAAUUAAUCAAGUUAUAUUAACAAUUAGUAUUCCAACUUUCUGGAAGCAAUCUAUUGGAGAUAUACAAAUUAUCAAUAUAAAUGACACAACUUGCAGCUACAUAGAUAAUCAACCAUUUCAUUGUACUUAUUUAAACUCCACAGUUUCAACUGCUUUGAUUGAUAAUUUUAAAAUUUAUACUGCAAAUACUGAAAAAUACACAGAAAAGUUUAUAACAGAUUCUAAUUUUUCUAUAAAUUUUCCACCUAAAAAUAGAUCACUUUAUGUUGAUUGCAUAAAUGACAAUAUAAAAUGUACAUAUAUUAAAUACAAAUUAGGCCCAUUUUUAAAUUCUUUAUCUAUUGCAAAAAUUUCACUUAUAUUAGAUUUCUAUUUACCUAAUUUUAAAUCAAUGAUGGCAGGAAAAGAUAUCAUAUUUUUUCUAUCUAGGGGAAAUGUUAAUAUUUUGGAAUCACAUCAUAUUAUUCAAAAAAUUGGACAUAAACCUGAUAAUGUUAUUGUAGCUACAAUGUUUUUAGGUUCACUAAUAACUGAACAAAUUGCUACAUGGAUUAUAAUUUUAUCAAUUUUCUUAGGAAAUUUAUUAUUAAUAUUGCUAAUUUUAAUAUUACUUAAAAUCGGAUUCUUUAAACGAAAAAAAAAACGAGAAUUUGAAAUAUUAAAAUUUGAAAAUGUAAGUUUCUUGAAACAUUUUAAUUGUAUAUUAUAAAUAUUUAAUAUUCUUGUUACAUUACAGAAAAAAACAUAGAAUUAUAUUGGAAACAUGUUCAUCAACAGAAGUUUUUCAUCGAGAAUAAAUUUAUUAAUUUGUUUUUAUAAUAUAUAAUAUAUACUUUAUAACAUAUAUAUUUUAUUUUUUAUAUAUUAAGAAAAUAAAAUAAGUAACAAAGUAUUUUGUAUUCUAUUAACGCAUUCAAGUUAUAUCGCUAUUUUUAUAAAAAUAUAAUAAAUCUUAAAAAAUAUCAACUUGGCUAUAAAGCUUAAAAAGAUUUUAUUACAAAUAUUUUAUUUUAUUCUGUUUAUAAUCGAUCUAAGAUAUAUAUUAUUUAUUUAUGAAAACAUAAAUGAAGCGGAUUUAUUUUAAAUAAAUAAUCUUAUAUUUACAAAAAUAUCAAUUUUGUUAAUAUGAGAUUCAAGCAAUUGUAUUUCUUGUUAUUAUUUACUAAAAUAUUCUAUGCCAAAAAUAUACUUAGCUGCCUUUUAAACAUUCCUAAUAUAUUGUGCACAUUUCAGUUAGUAAUAUUUAUAAUAGAACUCAUUUUAUAUUAAAUAACAAUAAGAGAGCAUAAUUUUUAUCAUAUGUGAAUUUAUAUUUGAACUUACUUUAGUCAUCCAAACCUAGGCCUUUUGAAAUUUCUUCUGCUGUUAGAUUAUGUCCUGAAGAAGAAUUAUUUGUAGAACUAUCAGAAGGUUUCAUAGAAUUUGAUGUAUAACUUGAUGGAGGUGUCGAAUGAUUAUCUUCAAGAGAUUU